GUCCCUCCCCGAGGACCCGCCUCUCUUCCGGUCCCGCUUAUAGGCCGGAGUGCUUUAGCUGUGCUUUCUCCCGCUGUCACCUUUGGCAGAAAAUCCGAGCCACCCCUCAGGGCGCGGAGACACGCGCUCCUGAUAGCCUGUCCCCGGAAGUGAAGCUAGAAAGGCCCUCCCCUGAGGAAGUGACAGCAGGAGUGCCCUUGACGGGCGGGGAGGGCCGGGCUGUGCAUCCCUCCGCUUGUGCUGCAGGGAGAUGGCUCAGCGACUUCUCCUGAGGAGGUUCCUGGCCUUGGCCAUCUCCAGGAAUCCCCCUCAAGGUCGAUGGGCACCGCUCACAUCUGGGGCCCUACAGAUCCCACAGUACCAUCCUGGUGGCCUGGCAGCAACACUCAGCCCAGCCCGGACAGUACACACCACCAGAGCCUGUACCACAACCUUUAACAUCCAGGAUGGGCCCGACUUUCAAGACCGAGUUGUCAACAGUAACACACCAGUGGUUGUGGAUUUCCACGCACAGUGGUGUGGCCCCUGCAAGAUCCUGGGGCCGAGGUUAGAGAAGAUGGUGGCCAAGCAGCACGGGAAGGUCGUGAUGGCCAAGGUGGAUAUUGAUGACCACACAGAUCUCGCCAUUGAGUAUGAGGUGUCCGCUGUGCCCACCGUGCUGGCCAUCAAGAAUGGGGACGUGGUGGACAAGUUUGUGGGCAUCAAGGACGAGGACCAGCUGGAGGCAUUCCUGAAGAAGCUGAUUGGCUGACCAGCAGGGAAGUGUCCUGACUGCCCUACCCACCUGGGACCGCAUGGUCCCAGGGAGGGGGCCCUGACAGAAAUCCCAGCCCUUCUGUGGUGCCCCUCCUACUGUCUCCCUCUGCCUGUCCCCUGGAGGCCUGUGCUUAGGAGACCAGGCCUCCAGAAAUGAGAGGCAAGAGUGCUGCCAGGCCACGGGGUGGCUGUCAGGGGAGGUGCUGCUGCUGACCUGGGACAGCCAUCUUCCUGUCCACUCCCUCUGUGUCUACUCCUUCCAGGGCUGGGGCAGUCCCCUCAAGAGGCAGGGAGCCACCCUGGCUGUGGUGGGGUGGGGUGGCCUGCACGUGACCCUUGGGGCCGGAACACCCUGGUCUUCAUCUGCUUGGCCCCUUAGGAUCUGAACCCAACCCUGGCUCGUCUGCCUCCUGCCUUUUUCUCUCCUGCUACUGCUUUGUAAAAAGAAAAAGAAGGAAACCAGAAAUCCAAAUAAGCGAGAGUAAUAUAUAUAUAUAAUUCUCUGAUUUUUUGUAGGUCUAUAAUAAAGAGCUUUAUGGUCCCUUCUGCCUUCUGUGAAGAACAGACCCUGGGCCUCACUCUGAAAUUACCCAGUCACCACCGCCCCCCAAAGGCCACCUCCUUCUCCUCCCACCCUCCCUUCCAGGCAUGAGGGCUGAAAGCAAGUCAUGGGCUGGGGGACCUGCAGACUCAUGGUUCUGGAAGGUUCCAGGUACCACCUACCCAUUUGCUGGCCCUUCAGGUCUCUGAGCAGGCGGCUGAACUGUGAACAAAUCAGACCAAUAAAACGAGGGUUUGUACUGUU
Molecule: messenger RNA, 1561 nt
Organism: Loxodonta africana (African savanna elephant)
Lineage: Eukaryota; Metazoa; Chordata; Mammalia; Proboscidea; Elephantidae
Gene: TXN2
Product: thioredoxin 2
Exons: 4
Coding region: 251-751 (166 amino acids)
Biological process (GO): cell redox homeostasis
Cellular component (GO): mitochondrion
Molecular function (GO): protein-disulfide reductase activity
Source: RefSeq, a predicted model, not a curated record